AUGGGCAUGUGCCCCAGUGUGAUGAGGAGGGUCGGUACCGGCCCCUGCCGUGCCACAGCAGCAGUACUGCUGGUGCGUGGACGCCGCGGGGCAGGAGAUCGCCGGCACGCGGACGGCGCCGGGCAGCACGCCGCCUCGCUGCGGAAGCCCAGGGAGAUCCAGGGCACGCGCUCGGAGCCUGGCACCACCCCGCCGUGUCUCCCCAGCGUCGCACCGCCCAGCGUCCGGCCCUCGCCCCGGCCCGACGUGUCCCCGCCGGCCACGGGGACCUUCCUGCUCUACGCUCAGGGACAGCAGAUCGGUUACCUCCCGCUCAACGGCACGCGGCUGCAGAAGGAGGCGGCGAAAACCCUGCUCUCCCUGCAUGGCUCCAUCGUGGUGGGGAUCGACUACGACUGCCGGGAGAAGACAAUCUAUUGGACCGAUGUGGCUGGCCGGACCAUAAGCCGGGCAAGUCUGGAGGCAGGCGCUGAGCCAGAGACCGUCAUCAACUCAGGGCUCAUCAGCCCCGAGGGGCUGGCGGUGGACCACCUGCGCAGAGCCAUGUUCUGGACCGACAGUGGCCUGGAUAAGAUCGAGCGAGCCCGGCUGGACGGCUCCGAGCGGCAGGGGGGCAACACGGAGCUCGUCAACCCCCGCGCCAUCGCGGUGGACCCCGUCCGAGGCAACCUUUACUGGACGGACUGGAACCGCGAAGCGCCGAAAAUCGAAACUUCCACCGUCAACGGAGCCAACAGGAGGGUCCUGGUGAACACGGACAUCGGCUUGCCCAACGGCCUGACGUUUGACCCCUUCUCCAAGCUGCUCUGUUGGGCAGACGCAGGAACGAAGCACCUGGAGUGCACGUUGCCCGACGGCACGGGCCGGCGCGUCAUACAGAACAACCUCAACUACCCCUUCAGCGUCGUUAGUUACGCCAACCACUUCUACCACACCGACUGGCGGCGGGACGGUGUGAUAGCCAUCAAUAAAGAAACCGGCUCCUUUACCGAUGAGUAUCUUCCAGAGCAGCGAUCACAUCUCUAUGGAAUAACUGCAGUUUAUCCCUACUGCCCUGGAGGUAAACCCCAAAAUGUCUACCCCCUCCUGAUUGUCUGA
Molecule: messenger RNA, 1098 nt
Organism: Tauraco erythrolophus (red-crested turaco)
Lineage: Eukaryota; Metazoa; Chordata; Aves; Musophagiformes; Musophagidae
Source: RefSeq, a predicted model, not a curated record